AUUUACAACAUAGCGAAAAAAAACUCCCGCUUUUCCUGGUGGAGGCAGCGCCAUUGGUGGAAGCGGAAAGGGGGAGGAGCGGUGAUAGCGUGCAUGCGCUUUCUUGGCUCCACGACGUACACGCACAGCGGGGUCGGUCGAUGCGGACGAGCAAGAGUAGCCCUGUGGCGUGGCUCCUCAGCCUCCCCUUGUUGUUUGCCACUUCUUAAAUCGACGAAUUAGUACAAAUAGGAAGAAUAAAGACGGGCGGUGCAACAGUUGUGCCCGACCCACCCACGUUGGCUGCACCGGAGCUGAGACGUGAGGCGUUUGAGGAAACUACAACUUUUCCAACUUGGAUGAAGUGAUCAGACUCAGUGGAGGGUGAUGCCUGCUACAGGCCGUGAACACGGCAGCUCUAUGGAGGACCAGCACCUGAAGGGGAGCUUGGCUAACGUCCCGCCAUCGGGUCAUUCUACGCCACCAUUCUCCGCCGCUGUGACACCGAACUUCAUCAAUGAAGCAUCGGUGGAGAGCAAGGUCGUGUCCAUGGCUAGCAGCGAAGGCGUCAUGGCACUUCAUUCGCCCGCUGAGGCCAGCCCAGCCAAGCCCGGAGUGACGUCACCCACUACCUUGGAUGGCACCGCAGAGACUAGCCCGGCUAUCUCGGCUUCAGGCACUGUAGUGUACACCGUCAACAGUUUGGUUAGCAUAACAGAAUCAGCACCAUUGUCAACCAAGCUGCCAGCUUCCAAUUUUGGUUCUUCACUCCAGACGGAUGACCAUCCAUUCGUCUUGACUUACAGAGGCGUCACUGUGACUCUGGAGAACGACCGCGUGUGGAAGCAGUUUUACAGCUGCGGAACCGAGAUGAUCCUCACUAAACAAGGCCGUCGCAUGUUCCCUUACUGUCGCUACCGCUUGGCCGGUCUAGAUCCCAACCAGCGAUACUGCCUGGUGCUCUCCAUAGUUCCAGCAGACAAUUACAAGCACCGCUUUAACUUCUCAAAGUGGGAGGUCAAUGGAUUGUCAGAGCAGCAAGACGAGGGUCCAACGCGGGCCUUUUGCCAUCACUACACGCCGUGUCCCGGCUCUGACUUGAUGGGUGGGCUGGUGUCCUUUUACAAAGUCAAACUGACCAACAACCCCAAAGACCUGGAUGGUCACAUAAUCCUCAGCUCCAUGCGACGCUACAUUCCUCGACUGCACAUUAUUCCGCUUCUCAAUGAGGCCACGUCGCCGCUGAAACAGCCUCUGGUCAUGGGUCCGGAGAGCAUGACUUUCACCUUUCGGCAGACAGAAUUUAUGGCCGUCACAACUUACCAGAACUUUCUGAUCACCCAGCUGAAAAUUAACCACAAUCCUUUCGCCAAAGGCUUCAGGGAGGAGCGGAUGAAUCCUCAAUUAAGUGGAACAGAGACCUUGCUGCUCAACACUGAACCACAGCCUCUGGUCUUUGAACUUAAGGACCAAAUGGAAAUCAAAGUAGAACCACUAGAGCAAAGCCCUCUGAGCACCGAAUCGGCGUACUGUGAGCAAGAGUCCAAUCCGGACCUGAAGCCCAUUACCUUCCCCGCCACCCCAAAUAACAAGCAUGUCGUUAGGUGUAUGAAGGGCCUCCAAGUCUUGGGGCACCUUGUGCUUGCAACUAAACGUCCACUCGUUGAAGUCACAGUAAAACAGGUUGAGCAAAGCCCUCUGAGCACCGAAUCGGUGUACCGUGACCAAGAGUCCAAACUGGAUCUGAAGCCCAUCACCUUCCCCGCCACCGGGGAUCUUGUGCCGGCACCAAAACGUCCACUGGUUGAAGUCGAAGAAAAACAGGCUAAGCAAAGCCAUCCGAGCAUCGAAUUGGCAUACCUCCCCGCUGAGCAAGAGUCCAAAAGACUGAAGCCCAUCAACUUCACCCCCACUACAAAAGACGAGCAUGUUCCCGGCAAGCAGCCACACACUGAAGUCACACCAAAAACACUCUCAUCAUCAUCAUCUGCAUCCAGCCGGAGAUCCCUGCAAGGGUACGGCAAAAGGAAGAAGAGGCCCAGGCUGAGAUUCCAUAAAGGGUGGAAAAGAACACCCUCCCUUGCUGAAGACCCCAGCCCACCAUUAGGCGUUGCUACACAACCAGAGAUGGAUGAAGUGGAGGGCCUGACCUUUGCAUCAUUCGCCACAAGGGAGGAACUGGAGAGUCAUGUCCAAUUUUUGCCUGUCAAAAACGCCUCUUCACUACCACCAGAACCUUCAACAACUCCCAUAAGACUGACAGAGAGUGAGGAGCUGAUUCCAGAAACACUUGAGGAAAGGAUUUGUCGCCUGGAGGCCAUUUUACUGAAGGACCUCCUUGUUGUCAAACACAGACAGGUGAUCCACCCUGUCCUGCAGGAGGUGGGCUUGAAGUUGAGCUCCCUUGACCCCUUCAAGUCCAUUGACCUGCGUUAUCUGGGGGUUUGCCUGCCCCUGCCUCCCUUUGAGCUGGCAACAAAAGACAACAGGCGCACCUCUUUGGGCAAUGACAGUGAGGGAUUGCCUUUCAUCUCCCGAACAGGAAAGACGAGUGAUAUGACCAAAAUAAAGGGUUGGAAAAACAAGUUCAUUCACAGCAAGCAGACAAACAAUGGAUCACAAAAGAAUCUCUCAGCAUUCUGCAGCAACAUGCUGGAUGAGUAUCUGGAGAGCGAAGCUCAGCAAAUCAGUGAGCGCGCUGCCGCUUUCUCCACCAGCCCCGAAGCGUCUUCGGUGGCGUAUCAGCUGCCAACGAAGGGCUCCAGCUACGUAAAAACGUUGGACAGCGCGCUCCAGCAGCGCAAGACUGUCUUGGGCGUCAAUAAGCCCUGCCCGCUUUCCUUCAAGCCUUUUUUACACGCUGCCUUGAUGGCACCGGCUCCUACGUUGGCGGGAGAUGCUUGCAGGACUGAUCCACAAAGCUCUACCCACCAGUCUCUGCCGCGCUCCAGCCUGUACGCACCUUUGUUUGACCAGAUUGAAUCCAAACUGAUAAAGAUGGAGGCGCAGGCUGUCAACCAGGGAUGGGAGAGAACACGGGUGAAGUCACGGAGGAUGUCGACUGCUCUCUCUGUCAUGUUGACUAAAAAGACGCCGCAUGACCAGGCUCAGCAGGGAUCUCCCCCGUACCUGGACCACAGUGCCUUUAGACCGGUAUGCGGCAAGGAGUUCUGCAGGCUGGGCUGCGUGUGCCAUAGCCUCAAUUGUCCCGCAAGAGACGCUCUCCACUGCCGGCGACUUGAAUGCAUGUUUAAUUGCACCUGCUCCGAAGAAAACAAUGAAGCGACUAAAUCAAGUUCCAGUAAACUGUGGAUUCACGAUAUUUAUGACACAGAGCCAGAUCUGUUUUUUGCUCCAGAAAAUGUCAUUGCACCAUUUCCAAAGGGCCCGAAAGCAUGCAGUGCUUUUCUGCAGGAACAGAUUAAAGAAGAGGAUAAGGAUCCAGUGUAUAAAUACUUGGAGAGCUUUGUGACAUGCGCCCGUGUACGAGCAGUCAAUAGCAAGCUGCCGCCUCAGAUCACCAUAGAGCCUGACUGCCACACGAUCGUAGUGGCCGUUGAAAAGAUCAGUAGAACCGAAAACACAGAAUCCCAACAAGCUGUGCCUAAAACACACAUUGAGAUCCAAUCGGCAUGCCGCUGGGAGAAAGACACCCAGAUGAUCCUGGAGGCCCUGUGCCAGCGCAUAAAUCAUGAUAAGCUGUCGGAGCCGUUCACCGUGGGACCUUAUCACAUCCAACCCAUCAUGAAGAUCUUCAUUAAGAAGCCCAGCGGAGCCAUCGUCACCUACAGGGUACGCAUUGGUCCACAGGCCAGCGAUGCAGUGGGCAACUACAAGGAAGAUUUUCAAAGCAUUAACACCAGCUCUGAUGAAGAGCAGAACCUGGAGGAUGAAGAGCACUGGGAGGAGCCCGCAAGAUUGUUUGGAGUCACACCCUUCUUGAGUGGCAUAAUGACUGCCGGCGUGAUGGUUGCCAUGAUGAAACCUGCCGGCGACCAAAAGUCUGGACUCCUUGUGGUCAACGGCAAGUCCUACAAUCAGGCACGGCUGUUGCUAGGCAGCAUGGGCUCCCUGCACCCGGCCAACCGGCUGGCGGCCUACGUCACGGGAAGGCUUCAGCCGAGCGCGGAUCUCUCCUUAAAGAUAGACGCUGGGCGCAAACUCGACAUGGCUGCUAAACCAAGUGUAAAGGCUGACAACAAGCUGCUCCCCCGGGUGAUUGCUGAAAAGAACGUCACUGACAUAAAGACACACCCGCUGUUUCACUUGUUAAAGGCGCAGAGGGGAAAAAAGGAGACAGCGACUUUGCCACAGCAGGCUCUAACCUCCACUACCAACAGCCGGGCGUUAGGCCCCCUCAACGUCUUCCAAAGGCCCACAUGCUCGCCCAUCUCUCUCACCGUGUCCCCGUCAAUGAAAACCCCCAGCUUCCUGAGCCAGAGUGGGACCUGCUCUUUCAGGAUCUGCCCUUCGUCCAAUCUGCGUGAGGGAGACCAGAACCAGAUGGGCAUCUCCUUGCCGGGGGGUUUCACCCUCCUUCGGCUGCCAAAGCCGGAUGCUGCGCUGACGGAGUUCCAAACAGCGAAGACCGACAACGCGGACAGAGUUGUUUGUAAAACGGCAGAGGGGCCAGUGGUCGCUAAUGAAACGCUUGCAAGUACGGAGGCGAUCAUACUGAGUUCUUCUUCCGAAGACGAAAACUCUGACUCGUGUGACGACAGCACAGAAAACGAUAUGAACGAGGAUUCCUCUGUGGACAUCGAGACUGUGGAGGAGGACAAACAGCAAAUGGCUAUUUCCAGAUUGAAGGAAGCAGCCAAGGAGUCACAAGGCAAAAUUGAUUACUCUUCUAAUUUCGAAACCUGGCUCAAAAUGCAGGAAAAUAAGGACGCUCGGGUUUCACCCUCACAGAAAAAUAAAGACACUCAGGACGACUCCAGCUGUCCACUGACCAAGAAGCGAAACAACCACACUGCGCAGGAGAGACAACGGCGCUUUGAGCAGCGAGCUCUUUUUGACGGCCUACAGGACAUCCUGGAUCGACGGGCAGUCUCCAGACUGCAACUUCUCUCAAUGGCUAGAACAGAGAUCCAAAAGCUGACAGCCAUCUCCAACAGCCUGGUGGAGAAGAAGAACGAGCAGUACCGCAUCCAGACUCUCCACUUGAAGAAGCUAUCUGGUUUGUCUGGGAAACCUGUGGAAAUAAUCCAACGCAACCUGAAAACCUUCUUCCAGAGCUUGAAGAUAAGAGGCGGCUUAAGCCAAAUGGAGGCUUCCUUCCAGCGUCUGCAGCAGUCCAAAACUGAUCUCAGAGCUGCAACCACUCAGCCCAAGCCACAGUCGCCGCCAGCCCAGGCCAUGUCACUGCCUCCUCCCCUAGCCCCACCCUUACCCUUAACUAUGCACCAAUCGGAGCCCCCUUUAUCUCUGCCUCCAGCAAGCCUUCCGUCUUUGCCCCCCCAAAGUGAUGCCCAACCAAAGAACCCACCGCUUCCCCCUGACGCCCUGAAGCCGUCCCUUACAACUCAAGCGGCACCAGCUCCUCCUCGUCCCUCUGCCACGGCAAAUGGGACUCCGCCCACACAGCCCUUAACAUUUCCUCUGAUUCGUUCCAAGACCGGAAGACUCAUCCUGCCCUCGUGUGUGAAACCUUCUGGCCCAGGGGUCUACACGCUAAUGUUGAAAAAACCCGACCAGGACAGCGAGGGAGACUUCAUCAGCAUCCAGACGUCCAACAUCAAACCUGCCAAGAACCAAGACACACCUGUACAGUACUCUCAUAACGUCUCACCUGUCAGUGCUCCAUCAGAGGCCGAGCAACCAAAUAAGGACGUGCCUGCCAGUAAGCAGCGUCCUCUCCAAACUGAUUCCAGCGCGCCUGUCCCACGUCGCCCCAGAGGCCGACCGCCGAAGCACAAACUGUACGUCCCGCCUCGAAAAUACAAAAAAAGUUUAGUGACGAGGAAAGGGGACGCCCCGCCGAUGAAUCAUCUCAGAAGAAGACCUCAGAGAAAGCAGCCGGUGGAAGACUACUUCGCUCCUGCAGAUUACUCAGGAGAUGGCAACAAAUCCCGGCCGCUCACACGGGCCUCGCUGGGGAAGAACUUUCCCAGCGCCAAGAGGCGGUCCUGGAUAGACCUGGAAAUGGAGAUGGAGCUGGAACCAGAUUCUGAGUCGGAGUAGUUCUCAUGGGUUGGAAUCACAAUAAUGGCAAAGCUGCUGUGCCAGGGUGGGUGCGCGUGUGUGUGAACAUAAAGGACCACCAGAGUGCGUGAAUGUAAAGGACCACCAGAGUGUGUGUAAGUAUGUGUGCGUGCGUGUGGGUGUGUGAACGUAAAGGACCACCAGAAUGUGUGUAAGUAUGUCUGUGUGCGUGCGUGUGUGUGAACGUAAUGGACUACUAGAAUGUGUGUAAGUGUGUGUGUGUGUGCGUGUGAAGGACCAGGGUCACUGUGAAAUACUUCCUGCUGCUUAAUUAGCGUGCAGACUGCUCUUACUUAAAAAGGUACAUUAAUUAACCUGCUGAAUAUUUACCUAGCGUCUGAUUGCAUAAACACACACACCUACUCUUUUUCUUUCUUUGAGGUAAAUGCCACAUGGAUUUGAGUUGACGAUAAAUGUGUGUGAAUCAUGAAAAAGCAGUUACCGUACUGUAUAUACGUUAUUUUAACGUCCGCCUGGCGUUAAAAUGCACUGAAUUAUUAUUUCCACACACUAAUGUGAAAAACUGUCUUACAAAUGAUUUCAGUUGUUUUCAGGUGGCCUAUGGAGUUAACAUGGCUGUCAUCAAAUGUUAUUGUAGGAGCUUUUUGUUGUUUUGGUCGAAGAAACCAACCUUUAAUAAAUCAAGUUGCCUGCAAUAUAAGCCACAUGUAUCUAUUAAAGGAUUCAUGUAUUUAA
Molecule: messenger RNA, 6879 nt
Organism: Nerophis lumbriciformis (worm pipefish)
Lineage: Eukaryota; Metazoa; Chordata; Actinopteri; Syngnathiformes; Syngnathidae
Gene: mgab
Product: MAX dimerization protein MGA b
Biological process (GO): regulation of transcription by RNA polymerase II; positive regulation of DNA-templated transcription; cell fate specification
Cellular component (GO): chromatin; nucleus
Molecular function (GO): RNA polymerase II cis-regulatory region sequence-specific DNA binding; DNA-binding transcription factor activity, RNA polymerase II-specific; protein dimerization activity
Source: RefSeq, a predicted model, not a curated record